Messenger RNA from Dictyostelium discoideum AX4, 3639 nucleotides. RefSeq lists its product as hypothetical. Gene Ontology annotation, cellular component: Set1C/COMPASS complex. NCBI's taxonomy places the organism in Eukaryota, Evosea, Eumycetozoa, Dictyosteliales, Dictyosteliaceae. The transcript has a single exon. The record is from RefSeq and is a predicted model, not a curated record. Bases 1 to 3639 code for a protein of 1212 amino acids.
AUGGCUUCCAUACAAACUAAGCUUGUUUCACAACCACAAACACAACAACCAUUACAAAAUGGUUUCUUUAAUAAUUAUCAACAAAAUAUAUAUAGACCACAAGGUAUUCAAUCACCUCCACAACAAACACCACCAUCACAACCACAACAACAACCCAUACUACCACAACAACCACAACCACAAUCACAACAACCUUUACAUUUACAACAACAACAACAACAACAGCAACAACAACAACUAUUACAACAACAACAAAUUUUACAACAACAACAACAAUUACUACAAUUACAACAACAACAACAAAAUUUAAUUAAACAACAACAACACCAAGCUCAACAACAAAAUUUUUUACACCCACAAGCUCAACAAGUUCAAUCACAACUACAACUACAAUCACAACCACAACCACAACCACAACCUGUAAAUAAUGUUAAUAAUAAUAAUAAUAAUAAUAAUAAUAAUAAUAAUAAUAAUAAUAAUAAUAAUAAUAAACCAUUUGGAACCAAUAAUAUACAUUAUUCUUUGGUCCAACAACAACAAUUACUUCAACAACAAGCCCAACAACAACUUUUACAACAACAACAACAUCAACAACUACUAUUACAACAACAACAAGCUCAGCAACAAUCGAGUUUAAAUAACAGUUUAAAUAGUAGUGGUAACAAUAGUACUCUAAAUACAAGCAAUAAUAAUAAUAAUGUUUUGCUUGGUGCAAAUUUUAAUAAUGCUUCAAAUCCAUCCAUCAAUAUUGGAGAUCCACAAUUAAAUAAUAGUAAUACCAAUAAUGUAAACAAUAUAAAUACUAAUAAUACUAAUAAUAAUAAUAAAAGUGGUUCAAUUGAUCAGUUUGGAUCACCACAAAUUGGUGUGUCCUAUGUUAAUUCUAGUUCUAAUUCUGCCAUUCCAACACCACCAACUAACCAAACCAAUGGUUCAAACUCUCAUUCUCCAACACCUGUUGGUAUAAAUUCAAAUAUAAAUAUAAAUUCAAAUUUACAAUCGCCUCAAAAUAUUCAACAAACUAUCCUUUCACCUAAUAUAAGUCCAAACCAUAAUAAUAAUAAUAAUAAUAAUAAUAAUAAUAAUAAUAAUAAUAAUAAUAAUAAUAAUAACAAUAAUAAAGUGUCUGAAGAAUUAAACGAACAAUUACGAAUGCAACAACAACAACGACAACAACAACAACAACAAAUUCCUCAACAACCAAUGCAAUUACUAUUACAACAACAACAACAACAACAAGCUCAACUACAACAACAACAAGCCCAACUACAACAACAACAACAAGCUCAACUACAACAACAACAACAAGCUCAACUACAACAACAACAACAAGCUCAACAACAAGCUCAACAACAAGCUCAACAACAACAACAACAAUUAAAAAUUUACCAACAACAUUUUGGACAACUUCAACAUCAAAUUCAUAUGUUACAACAACAACCACAAAACCCACAAACCCAACAACAAAUAAAUGGUUUACUUCAACAACAAGCACAAAUACAGCAACAACAGGCUAUUAUCAUUCAACAAAUGCAACAAAUGCAACAAAAUCAACAAAUACAACAAAAUCAACAAUUACCACAACAACAACAACAACAACAACAACAACAACAACAACAACAACAACAAGCCCAACAACUACUACUACAACAACAACUACAACAACAACAACAACAACAACAACAACAACAACUACAACAAGCCCAACAAGCCCAACAACAACAACAACAACAACAACAACAACAAGCCCAACAACAACAACAACAACAAGCCCAACAACAACAACAACAACAACAACAACAACAACAACAACAACAACAACAACAACAACAACAACAACAACAACAACAACAACAACAACAACAACAACAACAACAACAACAACAACAACAACAACAACAAGCCCAACAGCAACCACAGGCCCAGCAAUCCCAACAACAAGCCCAACAACAACAACAAAAUCAACAACAACCUCAACAACUAAAUCAAAACCCACCAAAUCAACAAUUACCACAACAACCUAACCAAAUAACACAACAACAACAACAACAACAACACCAAACGAACCAAAUCUUACAAAAUCAACAGAGCCAACAAAUUCUACAACUACAACAACUACAACAACAACAACAACAACAACAACAACAACAACAACAACAACAACAACAACAACAACAACAACAACAACAACUACAACAACAACAACAACAACAACAACAACAACAACAACAACAACAACAACAACAAAGACAACAACCAAAUCAAGUUCAACCAAAUCAACCAAUAGAUUAUAAUAAGAAAUUAGAAUUACUUAAUCAUCCAAUUUGGGGUAAAGUUCUUAAAGAGACAAGACAACAAAUUGUUUUAGUAUAUGAACUUUUAAGGAUGAGAUGUGAAGGACCACAUAUAAAGAGAAAUUUAUUUUAUCAAGGUAUUGGUUUAGCACCAUUUUCAUUAUCAUUACCGAUUUUAUCACCAUCUGGAUUGAUCAAUGCAACCACUGGAAAACCAAUAUUAAAAUGUACAGGCUCAGCCACUAGUUUAUAUAUAGUUGAAGAUAAUAACUUAUUCUUUCAACAUAAUUGUGGUGAACAAUUGGUUAUCUCUAAAUUGUUUGGUGCAAAAGUAGUUCCAAUCUCAACCUAUGAAUCCUUUUUAGAUCACAUUGUAAAUAUCCUCUUUAAUCUAACCCUAUUAAGUCCUGAUGAACUUAAUCUUUGUACGAAUAGAAAGAAUCAACCAACUUUUCCUUUAUAUCAAUUGGAUAAUAAAUUAUCAUUGGUUAAUCAAGUUCAAAAUCAAAAUCAAAAUCAAAAUAAUAAUAAUAAUAAUAACAAUAAUAAUAAUAAUAAUAUAAAUUGUAAUAAUGCUAAUGGUACGAACAUUGUGAUUAGCGAGGUUAAAAAUGAUAUAAACCAACUACAACCACAACAACCACCACCACAACAACAACAAGCAAUACCAUUCGUUCCAUCACCAACCAAUGAUGGAAAUAGUGUAAACAAUAAUAUUAAUAAUAACUUUAUUAAUAAUAACAGCUUUGUAAAUAAUAAUAAUAAUAAUAAUAUCCAACCAACUAAGUCUAUUAUAGGCGUAUCAAACCCUUUCCAAAAUAAUAAUAAUAAUAAUAAUAAUAAUAAUAAUAAUAAUAAUAAUAAUAAUAAUAAUAAUAAUAAUAAUAAUAAUAAUAAUAAUAAUAAUAAUAAUAAUAAUAAUAAUAAUAAUAAUAAUAAUACAAAUAAUAAUAUAAAUAAUAAUAUAAAUAAUCAACAACAAUUGUAUAUUCAACAACAGCAAUAUUCUCAACAACAACAACAACAACAACAAAAUCCUCAACAACAAAAUCCUCAACAACAAAAUCCUCAGCAACUACAGCAACAACAACAUUUACAACAAUUACAACAACAACUUUUACAACAGCAACUUUUACAACAACAACAACAACAACAACAACAACAACAACAACAACAACAAAUGCAACAACAAAUUCAACAGCCACCACAACAAAAUAUAGAACCUAUAAAUCAAUUAAGCGAUAAUCAAAUUAAUAUGCAACAAUUUAACAUGUUAAACAAUACCAAUGGUAAUUUUAAUAUCAACAACACUAAUAAUUUAGUUAGAUCUUCAGUGCAAUAUUAA